UUCGACUUAGGGUUUCUAUAGCUUCUCUCUAUUUCUCCUUUUCCCAAAUUUCCCCAAAUUAAUUCUCUUUUAGAAGAAAAAAAUUUAAUUUCCUCAAUUCCGAAACCCAAAAAGUGAAUUCUGAUAUUCUGGGAUCCUUUUCGUUUCCUUGAGACAUUCUUUCCGAAACUUUUGUUUCAACCGUGACAGUCACCUUAGCCGGCGAUUGUUAGGCUAAUUUAUUCUCCGGUCAGUGAAGUUGAUAAAAAGAAAAUGGAGGGGAUUACUAGUCAACAUACACCACGAACUGUGGAAGAUGUAUUUAUCGACUUCAGAGGUAGACGAGCUGGUCUCAUUAAGGCUCUCACUUUCGAUAUGGUCAAGUUUCACCAAACGUGCGAUCCUGAGAAGGAGAACUUGUCUCUGUAUGGACUUCCAAAUGAGACAUGGGAGGUUAAUCUUCCCGUGGAGGAAGUUCCUCCCGAGCUUCCUGAACCAGCUCUAGGCAUCAAUUUCGCUAGAGACGGCAUGCAAGAAAAGGACUGGGUCUCUUUGGUCGCUGUUCACAGUGAUUCCUGGCUGCUUUCUGUUGCCUUCUACUUUGGUGCACGUUUCGGGUUUGGUAAGAAUGAGAGGAAGAGACUCUUCCAGAUGAUAAACGAUCUCCCAACCAUUUUCGAGGUUGUGACGGGCAAUGCUAAGCAAUCCAAAGAUCAUUCUGGUACCAACAACAACAAUAGCAAAAGCAAACCUAGCGGCUUGAAGGUUUCGAAGAUGUCAUCUCCAUUGCCUAAAGAAGAAGAUGAGAGUGAAGACGAGGAAGAACAAGGUGCGGUUUGUGGCGCUUGUGGAGACAACUACGGUGCAGAUGAGUUUUGGAUAUGCUGCGACGCGUGUGAGAAAUGGUUCCAUGGAAAAUGUGUGAAUAUAACACCUGCAAAAGCAGAGCACAUCAAGCACUACAAGUGCCCAAGUUGCACUAACAAGAGAGCCAGACCUUGAUGUUACUUAAACAACCAGAAGAAAAAGAAAGAAAAGGUUAAAAGUCGGAUGAAUUUUCUUCUUGUUAAUGUCAAUACUACAAAUACUAAUGUGCAUGUUUGAGGUUAUUUUAGUCCUUUUCGUCUACACUAAUUGUUGUUUUUGGUCAUAUGCUUUUACGUUUUUUAUUAGUUAACACAGUCUAAAGUUGAAAGAUUCUGGACAAACUAUUGGUAAUUUUGUUAUUUUGCUGCUUUA
Messenger RNA from Raphanus sativus (radish), 1218 nucleotides. RefSeq names its product PHD finger protein ALFIN-LIKE 6. Lineage: Eukaryota; Viridiplantae; Streptophyta; Magnoliopsida; Brassicales; Brassicaceae. Gene Ontology annotation, cellular component: nucleus. Gene Ontology annotation, biological process: regulation of DNA-templated transcription. The transcript has 5 exons. Gene Ontology annotation, molecular function: transcription cis-regulatory region binding; transcription coregulator activity; histone binding. The record is from RefSeq and is a predicted model, not a curated record. Bases 253 to 981 code for a protein of 242 amino acids.